Messenger RNA from Elephantulus edwardii (Cape elephant shrew), 948 nucleotides. RefSeq names its product family with sequence similarity 26, member F (gene CALHM6). Bases 1 to 948 code for a protein of 315 amino acids. NCBI's taxonomy places the organism in Eukaryota, Metazoa, Chordata, Mammalia, Macroscelidea, Macroscelididae. The transcript is spliced from 2 exons. The record is from RefSeq and is a predicted model, not a curated record. Gene Ontology annotation, molecular function: monoatomic cation channel activity.
AUGGAUAAGUUUCAGACAGUGCUGGACCAGUACCUCAAACACCACAGCGCUCUGAGUUAUGGCUUGGUGACCUUGCUGACUGCGGGCGGGGAGCGUAUCUUCUCCACGGUGGUGUUCGCGUGCCCCUGCAGCACCACCUGGAACCUCCCCUACGGCCUGGUCUUCCUGCUGGUGCCGGCGCUCGCACUCUUCCUCCUGGGUUAUAUGCUGAGCGCGCGCACGUGGCGCCUGCUCACGGGUUGCUGCGCUCGGGGCGGCAGCAGGGGCUGCGGUACCCGGCUGCGCGGGGCCCUGGUGUUCUCGCACCUGAGCGCCGCCGCCGCGCUCGCGCCGCUCACCUGGGUGGCCGUGGCGCUGCUUGGGGGCGCCUUCUAUGAGUGCGCGGCCAGCGGGAGCGCGUUCUUCGCGCGGCGCCUGUGCAACAAUACCUCGGAGUGCAUGAAAACGCUGCACCAAGUGCCCUGCAACCCAGGCAAGAAGACCGACAUGCAGGACCUUCUUAAAGUGCUCAAGGCUCAGUCGCAGGUGUUGGGAUGGAUCCUGAUAGCAAUUGUUAUUAUCAUCCUACUGGUUUCCACAGCUAUCACCCGAUGUAUGUCUCCAGUUAGUUUUAUGCAGUUGAAAUUCUGGAAAAUCUAUUUGGACCAGGAACAGCAGAUCUUUAAAACUCAAGCCACCCAGCAUGCAACUGAAUUGGCAAAAGAGAACGUUAGGUGUUUCUUUGAGGGCGCACAGCCGAAGGAAUACAACACCCCAAGCAUUAAAGACUGGCAGCAGAUUUCAUCACUAUAUGUCUUCAACCCAAAGGGCCAGUACUACAGCAUGUUGCACAAAUACGUUAAUAGACAAGAGAAGAACCAAAGUAUCAGAUCUUUGGAAGGAGAUGCUGUGAUUCCUGUUCUUGGUUUUGUAGAUUCACCUGGUAUAAACACUACUGCUGAGCUAUGA